This is a messenger RNA of Vicia villosa (hairy vetch), 1929 nucleotides long. RefSeq lists its product as uncharacterized. The transcript is spliced from 2 exons. Bases 919 to 1245 code for a protein of 108 amino acids. Lineage: Eukaryota; Viridiplantae; Streptophyta; Magnoliopsida; Fabales; Fabaceae. The record is from RefSeq and is a predicted model, not a curated record.
UUAAUCAUGUUGAAAAUAUAUCAUGCUUACAUUUUCUUUAUAAAAUAGUGCCUAUUUGGGGAGCAGCAAUUUUCUAAGUGCAUGCAUUCAACUUUUGCAACCAGUUCAUUACUGACAGCAACGGUAUGUAUUCACGUAUUUAUGAAUAUGGCUGCUGAUAUUAAGUAGGUAUAUUUUAAGUUGAGUAUUUUAAUUUUGUUACAAAAUUAACAUUUGGUUAAUUUACAUCACAAGAUCUCAGAUAAAUAGUUAUAACGUUUGUUACUCUGCAAAUGCGUGCAAAUCAUGAGUGUAGUUUAUCUAAAUAUUCUAUAAAAAAAUCCACAAUAUAAAUUUAGGACACAUCAUAAAAGACAAAAGUCUUAAUAAUACAAAUAAAGAAGGCAGUUAGGAGACAUAAUAGGUGCCAAAAUAUUUAAGAAAAAAACCCAGUCGUCAAUAAAAUCAUGGACCAAGACCCUCAACCAGAAAGAGAAUAACUACCGCCGGCAUUAAAAAAAAAAAAAUCUCAAUCUAUAUGUUGAAUCUCUUAUCUUAUCUAUGGCGAAAUUUUAAUUUUGCCCCCCUUCCAUAGAUACACUUUCGGAAAUAUUUUUUUUUUAAAAAAAUUGUUUCUUUCCAUAUAUAUGUACAUCUACUGAACGUGUUUAAACAGAGUGUUCCGUACGUCAUGUAUGGGAGAAAUUUAUAUAUUGAUCAGGAUGUCUGGGAGAAAUUUGUAGAGUCUCGCACCACUCCUAGCUUCUUGGCUAACAUCAAAAAAGGAAAGGAUAAUUGAUCUAUAAAUAUCUAUCCAUAUAGAUUGUAUCGUAGAGGAUAUGAAAAACUUGAAAAGAAGAUGAUUGAAGAAAAAAGAAAACAAAGGGAACUAGAUUUGAGAGAAUCAAUAAGCCUUGAUCUCAUUCCAUCUCCACCAUCAUGUCAUAUGCUAGAGGCGAGUUCACAUCAUAUGAUAGACGUGAAUUGGAUGAAAAUAUUGAUGUACUGGCUAAACAAUCCAAGGGCAUCUUCUUUUCACAAGAUCAUCGUGACUUCUUGAUAGAAACGAUUGGAACCGAAGAUAAUCAUCGGCGUGUCUAUGGUCUUGGAAGAGGUGUUGGCUUCAAGUUAUAUUUUGGAUCAUCUCAAUCAUCUAUAGAAGUAAAUCGUAAGAGAGAGAUUGAAGAGAUAAUUAUUGUUGACUUGGGGGAGGGAGGGGAUAAGUGGAUUCACGAGGAACUUCGAAAUGUGCAGAUGGAGGAGUGAUAAAGGAUGUUAGAGGAGGAAAGGUUGUUGUAGAAUGUGCGGUAGAGUUUCCAGAAGGAUCAAGAUCCGCGAGAGAGGUUGGAUGAGGAGGAUCAAAAGAAGUUGAAUAAGGAGGAGCUUGAGAAGAUGUCCGAAAAGUGUACCCACGAUGUGCUUGAUUAUUGUUUGCGUAUUUUGAUUUUUGUAUUGCAUUUCUGUUAUUUUAAUUAUGCAGAAAUUGAAUUCAUUGGGUCUACUCAACCACACAAAUUCAAAUCAGUUGGAAAUUCAUGAGAAUGUAGUUGAGAAGUUAUGGAUGGUACAAGCACAAAAGAAAUUUAUUCUUCCAACCAAUGCAGUAUUGAAACCACACCACCACUAUAGAUAACACUAAGAGACUAUAAAUGAUAUUAAAUAGUAUUCCAGACAUCUUCCAGAAUAUUAAAUCAAGUCAUGAUCCAGAUAAGUUUUACGUACUUACUAAGACUUCUAUUAUGAAAUUUUUGAAGGGGGUGAGUGGCUAGACAAUACCAUAUUAUAAUUGUGGUGCUAGUAAGUAUAAUUUUUAUGUUGAUUUCUAUCUAUAUUCAUAUGUUCUCGUACUUUAACAUAAAUAUUUAACUCUUGCAAGUUAUUGCAUGAGAUGUGUGUUGAAAGGAAUUUAAAAAAGUAUUGUUUCUUAGAUCCAACACACAUUAGUCUUCA